GCCAGGGCUCUGCUAGGCUGGGUACUCCACUGCCGGCAGCAGCGAGAAGGCUGGGAAGAAACCCUCUAACCCCAGCUCCCAGGGUAGCACAAGGCCAUUUUGACUAGCCCUGCCUGUGGGUCCCAGGGAACCGUGCCUACCAGGAUGCGCUGGGCACUGCCCGUGAAUGACCUGGAGGCCUGAACGCUCUGGUAGGGGAACCUUCCAGUCCUACAAGCCAAAAGCCCCUGCAGCCGAGAUGGGCUCAGCUCUUGGACUUGCCCCAGACAGAAAGCAUAACACACAGUCACCAGGGAGAGUCACUGCCUGAUUCAGGGUCACUCGGAGCAUAGGCAACCCUGUCCUCUCUGGAAUAGCACUGACCUGGCUGUCUGGUGGAAGGUGGCCAGCAAGCCUGAGGCAGGAGAUGCAGAGCACAGCUAAUUACUUGUGGCACACAGAUGAUCUGCUGGGGCAGGGGGCCACUGCCAGUGUGUACAAAGCCCGCAACAAGAAAUCUGGGGAGCUGGUUGCUGUGAAAGUCUUCAACACGGCCAGCUACCUGCGGCCCCUCGAGGUGCAGGAGAGGGAGUUUGAGGUCCUGAGGAAGCUGAACCACCAGAACAUCGUCAAGCUCUUUGCGGUGGAGGAGACGGGGGGCCGGCAGAAGGUGCUGGUGAUGGAGUACUGCUCCAGCGGGAGCCUGCUCAGCGUGCUGGAGAGCCCCGAGAAUGCCUUCGGGCUGCCUGAGGACGAGUUCCUGGUGGUGCUGCGCUGUGUGGUGGCUGGCAUGAACCACCUGCGGGAGAAUGGCAUCGUCCACCGUGACAUCAAGCCAGGGAAUAUCAUGCGUCUUGUGGGGGAGGAAGGACAGAGCAUCUACAAGCUGACAGACUUCGGGGCUGCCCGGGAACUGGAUGACGACGAGAAGUUCAUCUCUGUGUACGGGACAGAGGAGUACCUGCACCCUGACAUGUAUGAGCGGGCGGUUCUUCGUAAGCCCCAGCAAAAGGCAUUCGGGGUGGCUGUGGAUCUCUGGAGCAUUGGAGUGACCCUGUACCAUGCAGCCACCGGAAGUCUGCCCUUUGUCCCCUUUGGUGGGCCACGACGCAACAAGGGGAUCAUGUACCGGAUCACCACAGAGAAGCCAGCUGGGGCCAUUGCAGGGGCUCAGAGGCGGGAAAACGGGCCUCUGGAGUGGAGCUACAGCCUCCCCAUCACCUGCCCGCUGUCCACGGGGCUGCAGAGCCAGCUGGUGCCCAUCUUGGCCAACAUCCUGGAGGUAGAGCAGGCCAAAUGCUGGGGCUUCGACCAGUUCUUCGCCGAGACCAGUGACAUCCUGCAGCGCGUCGUCGUCCAUGUCUUCUCCUUGUCCCAGGCAGUCCUGCACCAUGUCUACAUCCACGCCCACAACACGAUAGCCAUCUUUCUGGAGGCCGUGUAUGAACAGACCAAGGUGGCCCCCCAGCACCAGGAAUACCUCUUUGAGGGUCACCUCUGUGUCCUUGAACCCAACCUCUCAGCACAGCACAUCGCCCACACGACUGCCAGCAGCCCUCUGACCCUUUUCAGCAUGGCCAAUGAGACCCCCAAAGGCCUAGCCUUCAAGGACCCUGCUCUGGACAUCCCCAAGUUCGUCCCCAAAGUGGACCUCCAGGCCGAUUACAACACAGCUAAGGGAGUGCUGGGUGCUGGUUACCAGGCCCUGAGACUGGCACGGGCCCUGCUGGACGGGCAAGAGAUGAUGCUUCGGGGGCUGCACUGGGUUGUAGAAGUACUCCAGACCUUGUGCCGGCGGACGCUGGAGGUGACAAGGACAGCCCUCCUCUUCCUCAGCAGCAGCCUGGGCACUGAGAGGUUCAGCCCCACAGCUGGGACAUCUGAGAUCCAGGAACUGAAGGGAGCUGCAGAGCUAAGGUCCAGGCUGCGGACUUUGGCUGAGGUCCUCUCCAGAUGUUCCCAAAAUAUCACAGACACCCAGAUGAGCCUGAGCAACCUGAGCUCGGAGCUGAUGAAGAACCGGGAUCAGGUACAUGAAGACAGAAGCAUCAAGCAGAUUCAGUGUUGUUUGGACAAGAUGUACCUCAUCUACAAACAAUUCAAGAAAUCUAGGAUGAAGCCAGGACUUGGCUACAAUCAAGAGCAAAUUCACAAGCUGGAUAAGGUGAAUUUCAGUCAUUUAGCCAAGAGGCUCCUGCAGGUGUUCCAAGAGGAGUGUGUGCAGAAGUACCAGGCAUCCUUGGUCACACACGGCAAGCGGAUGAGGGAGGUGCAUAAGACCAGGAACCACCUGCGCCUAGUUGGCUGCUCUGUGGCUGCUUGUAACACGGAAGCCCAGGGAGCCCAGGAGAGCCUGAGCAAGAUCCUUGACCAACUAUCUUACCAGCUCCUUCAGGACAGAACAAAGGCGGCUCAGGCCUCCCCGACCUUGAUGGAUCCUCAUCCCAGCCCUGCUCCAAAGGACCUGGCUCUCCACAUGCAGGAGCUCUGCGAGGAGAUGAAGCUGCUGGCAUUUGACCUCCAGGACAACAACCGUAUCAUCGAACGGUUAAGUAGAGAUUCAUCAUCCCCUGAUGUCUGAGCUUCGUGUGGUGCACAAGGCAUCUGGAAGCAUGAGAAUCAUUCACGCUGUUCUGCACUGUGGGACCCAACCCAGGGUGAGAUCUGGUCCCAUCUCAUCAGCCUACCUCCCUCCUGGCCACCAACUGGGAGAUGUCAACAGCAUUACCUGCCUCUGCUUGUCUCCUGGGGAAGCAGCACACCAGGACUGGGACACUGGCCAUCUCCAUCAGGACCCUAGGAGAGAGCACAGCAGCUGCUGCCUAGGUUGGCCUUAGUGUCUUAUCCAGGCUCUGGGACUUUUCUUUGUUGCCCAGGUCAGAAGGGCUGAACCUGGCUGGGCUAUAGGGAGAAGAGGCUCUGAAAGCCCCCACCCUCCUGCACUUUCCAGGGAAGAGCAGAGGCCUCCUGGGACUUCCCUGGGGUGUUGGGUCAAAUGAACUAAUCUGUCUUCCUUCCUCUUAAAGAUUUCAUAUUGAACACAGCCCUCUCCCCUCUCCUGUGUUUCCUGAGGGUCACCACACUCAACCUCAGGCAACACAGAGCCUUGUCCUUCUGCUCUUGGUCUAGAAGUGCCCAAGGUUGAGAAAAUGGGUGGUUGAAGCUAGGUCCUAGUGCGUUGGGGAUCCUUCCUUGUGCUCUCUCCCUGAGAUACCACCUGCUCCUCUGAUGCAGCUGGCCAGCAUCAAUGGGUAACUAUGCCAACUGGCCCAGGCCUGUAAGCCCAGAUCCCUGAGGAGAAAACAGCUUGCACCUUCAAGAAAUGGAAUAAA
This is a messenger RNA of Castor canadensis (American beaver), 3311 nucleotides long. Lineage: Eukaryota; Metazoa; Chordata; Mammalia; Rodentia; Castoridae. The record is from RefSeq and is a predicted model, not a curated record.